AUGAGCUCUUCUACCAACAAUCAACAUCUCCCAACAACCUCAUCCUCCGACCUACCUCCCCAGCAGACCGCGACUGCCCCUCACCUCGACCCGAACGCUCAAUUGGCGAAUAAUGGAUACGCGCCAAACGAUAACCAGCUUGCUGGCUUAGUUGAGGCAGCUACGGCCGCCGCAGACCAGGAUGUAUCGCAAUGGGCUGCCGCCGCCGCAGUGGCAGCAGCAGCAGGCGCGGCCGGUCAUCAUCACCAGCUGGACUCCUACACAGAUAUGGAUCUCUCUGAAAAUGGAUUCGGCGAUGCGAACUUCGGAGCUGGCUUGGGUAGCGGAAGACACAUGAGAGUACCCAGUCACACAGAUCAUCCCCAGCCCACGGGCCUUACACGAACGGCGACAAAGAAGCGCAAGAGAAAUGAUGACAAUCUCGACCCCGCCUUGGCUGCGGCGGGUCUCUCCGCCUCCCAGCAUCAGUCGCACUCCGCACAGCAACCACCGCAUGGCUACACUGGAGAGGGUAUGGAAAUGCGCCCCGAGCAGCAACAGCAGCAGCAGUCCCUAUCAGAUGCUCGCGCCGUCGGUAUUCAUUCUGCCGCGGCAUUGUUCCGCCAGCCUUCCAGCAAUAAGAAGUAUACACGGCCUCCCAUUUCUAAGAUGUUUUCGUCUCUUGAGAUUUCGCCAGAGAACUUCUUACAUCUUCAGGCUGCUGCUAAGAAUUACAUGUUGAACGAUGAACACCCUGAGAGACGGGAUUGUGUUGGCCAGCGUGGGAAGGGGGAUACGGAAAUGGUUAAGCUUCGACUUUGGAAUUGCGUGCGUCAAUUUCUCGAAGCCGAGGGAAAUGGUGAACGAUUCUUCGGAGAAAAUGUCGUUAAUGAGGGUAUGGGGCCAAGAUCCUACAUCUGGCCCCGUGAUCAGCACAAGAUCAUUUCGUUGGUCAUUCCUUUGCUAAGACGGAUGGUCACAAACGAAAGGCAACGCCAAUAUGCCAUUGAGACCCGCAAAGGGGGCGGCGCCGAAGAGCGCCGUCGCCGCAAAACCGACGAGUUCCCCAAUUUGAACAGUCCGCGGUUUUCCCCAGACCAGCAAAUGCAAAUACAACAUCAGAGCCCCCAUCGCGACGAUAUGUCGCAGUCAAUGCCUCCUCCUCCUCCACAGCCAAUGCAGCAACCAACAAUGGAAGCACCUCAGCCCAUGAACCUCGGCUUGACAGAACUUUUCCUGGACGGAUACACAGUCGACUGGGAAGAAAUUGCACGAGGCUACGAUACAUAUAACGAAAAUUUUGAACUCGAUAAUUUGUGGUCCCUCUCGGGUCUUCAGCAACCCGAUUGGCGGGGGUUUGUCGCAGCAGUGGAUAGCCAUUACCACGUCGUUCACAGUGGAGGAGACUACGACUGUCCUCCCGUUUGCGAGGACGAGAACAUCAACCGUAUCAUUCACGCGGAGACCACCUCAGGCCUCCAGUGGCGCAUUGGCGGAACCCGCAACAUCCCCGCUAGGGAUGAAUUCGCAAGCAGCAUCGCCCGCGACGUCUCCCGCAUCAUCCGCGAGAACCUUGCCACGCGGCACGGCCACCAAGCUCAAAAUCCCGACUCCCACUUCCACCAACCCUUCGACCCUCUCCCAGAUCCAAAACCAGCGGGUAAUGCACCCAUCCCAUCCAACAGCCAGGGCCAAACCUCCCUUCGCGUCAACAUACUACAUAACGGAAAGCGCAUUCUUCCUCGGUUUGAUCUGCCAGCAGGCCAAUGCCCCAACAUUGAUACUGUCAAGCAGGCAAUUCUUCGCCGAUAUCCAGGCCAAAUCCCCGGCUUGCCGGCCUUUCAGGUCGCAGGUGUUCUCAAUACUGCAGCGCAUGAGGGACGUGAAUCUGCCAUUGCAGCUGAGUGGAAAGUCAAAGUCUGGUUACCAGAUGGACUGCUAUCAGUACAGAGCCAGAAGGAUUGGACUAUUGCGGUACUUUCGGCCGAUGCAGUUGACUGGAUGGAUGGACAAUUGAAGGUUCUUGUGGAGGUUGAUGACGGGGAGCAGCAACAUUAG
Penicillium paradoxum is the source of this 2037-nucleotide messenger RNA. RefSeq lists its product as uncharacterized. The transcript has 2 exons. The record is from RefSeq and is a predicted model, not a curated record. Lineage: Eukaryota; Fungi; Ascomycota; Eurotiomycetes; Eurotiales; Aspergillaceae. The coding region runs from base 1 to 2037 and encodes 678 amino acids.